UAGUUACACACCUCCAGCGACUCCCUCAUCUGUUCCGAUAGCUAAAAACCCACAUAACCCAGCCUCUUCGGCACGGUAUGACUCUUACCCUAAGGUUUGCCGUCGCUAAGGGAAGCAAAAUCAGAAGUCAACCAGUAUCCUUUAUUGAUUCAUGUUGCGUUAUGUUGUUAAGUGGUGUUGAAGUUUUGUGUUUCUGUUUGCGCUGUUUGUGUAGAAUAUUUUCCAGUCACGAAAGUAGUGUUCUCAAACUAAAUUGCCAUUGUUUCAAAGUUUGAAAUGUGUUCAUGGGGAAUUGUAACAGCUCUAUUCGAAGUACGUUUUUCACUGCAAUAAAGUGCUCGCCGAUUAAACUGGAAGCCAUGAAAAAGAUGGUGCUGAUUCAUGCUCAGCACCACAAUCGAUCAGCGGCUAGAACGACGUAGUUUCCGUCGAGGAAAACGGCCGGGGGAGGUUUUUUUUCACGCAAUCACGGGGCGUGUAUGCGUGCUCAGCAGCCUGGCAAGUAAUGGGGAAUUGCUUCAAAGGAUGCCUUUCGGAAGAGAAUCAUUUGCGCGGUCGAGCGCUGAACACUAGUGGAAGUCAGUAUGAGAUGCUAGUUGAAGGAAAGCUACAGCAACAAGAGCAAGGCAGAAAAAACAAUACCAAGAAAAAAUCAAAACUAUUCAGUAAAUUUUGGAAAAGCAAGGACGUGGAGUACUCAAGACUGAAAAAAGCAAACAAUAAUUUUAUAGAUCGAAUUCACAAUGCCGAUCAUCAAAAACUCGGAUCUGAUAUACAACUGCAGUGCCUAGACGCGCACUCGUUGCUGCUGGUGUCCAAAGAUAACAAUACUCGCCGCAACGGAUAUCAUGAUCUUAAUACGGACAUGACUUCGACGCCGGGCAGUUCGCUUGAUCUCGAGUGGGAAAACGACAUUGGAUACCAGAAUAAUCCUUGGGUACUCCGACCAAGUGACGACCGACUACUGCCCAACUAUCCAAAUCAAACGGAUGCUGUGUUCAAGGUGGAAGAAUGGUCAACUUUGAAGAAAAGUAAAGACCGGAUAAACUCCAUCAGGCGGCUGGACCGUAAUGGAGCAAGCCGUCUAGCGGAGGGCGGAUCAAACAGCCAACCAAUGGGUGCUUUCGAGCCCCAGAGUUCCGGUGCCACUCGAACACCCUCGAUUUGCGGUUCGUAUGCCUCUUCCUCACACAUAUCAACGCCAGAGGAUUCGCUCGAGUGGGAUAUCGAUCAGGAUCGGCAGCUGAAAUCGGAAAACGAAUCGAUCGACUUCGAAACGAAAGAGCUGCUGUUGGAGAUCGAACAGCUGAAGAAUCGCGUUCUCAACGAGACUGGUGCUAACAUAAGGGAUCUGAAGUUUGACGAAUCGAUAAGUUGAUUCCGCCACGAGGAGCUUAAUGCCAUUUGAUGGCUGUUAAUGAAUCAAACAAUUAUCUUCAUAUGACUAGGAGAAAUCUAAAAGUUUAGAAAAGUUACAACACGUUUAGGAGAAAUACAAUACAAGUAAACAAAUUAUCAUGAAUAAUUCCAUAGGGAUCGAGUCGAGAGAAUUGCUAAAUAUAAUCAGCAAUCCUAUAUUUAUUGUGACUUCUAUAUAUUCUUUAGUUUAUAGACGAUUUUUAUUCAAGAAUUGAUUAAACACCCAAAAACAAACCAAACAAAACAAAAAUCAUGUGAAAAAGCAUUUAUUUUAAAGUGCUAAAAGAUACUAAUAUUGGCGCAUAGCAUUGUAUAAUCAACAAUAAAGGAUUACAUGAUCUCGUUGAUUUUCGUUA
Molecule: messenger RNA, 1775 nt
Organism: Malaya genurostris
Lineage: Eukaryota; Metazoa; Arthropoda; Insecta; Diptera; Culicidae
Exons: 6
Coding region: 506-1378 (290 amino acids)
Source: RefSeq, a predicted model, not a curated record